Molecule: messenger RNA, 1524 nt
Organism: Exophiala spinifera
Lineage: Eukaryota; Fungi; Ascomycota; Eurotiomycetes; Chaetothyriales; Herpotrichiellaceae
Exons: 1
Coding region: 1-1524 (507 amino acids)
Biological process (GO): transmembrane transport
Cellular component (GO): membrane
Molecular function (GO): transmembrane transporter activity
Source: RefSeq, a predicted model, not a curated record
AUGGGUAACCCGACGGAUCCCAAGAUCCAGCCUCAGGAGGUGACCUCCACCUCGCCCACUUUCAACCGCGGCAGCGGCAGCGGCAGCGACGACAACCAUUACCACGACCACCAUCACCACCACACAUCGUUGGAUCACUUGCGUGGGCCAUCUCCCGUAGGGCGCACGCUGUCGCGCAUAUCGACCACCUCCGGCUUGCCGUACAAAGUAUACAAACGCCGGUUUUUCGGCCUGGGGCAACUCGCGCUCCUCAACAUUGUUGUGUCGUGGGACUGGAUCGCGUUUGCACCGGUGUCGUCGACGUCGGCGCAGUACUUCAAAACGUCCGAGACGAACAUCAACUGGGUAUCGACGGCAUUCCUGUUUGCGUUUUGCGUCACCACGCCCGCGACCUUUUGGGUGCUGCACAAGUAUGGGCCCAAGACCGCCAUUAUCGCCUCUGCCUCGUUGCUGCUCGUUGGCAACUGGGUCAAGUACGGGGCGACAAAGGCCAACAGCUUUGCCGGCGUCAUGGUAGGCCAGUUGAUCAUCGGGUUCGCGCAACCGUUCGUCCUCGCCUCUCCUACAUCCUACAGCAACCUGUGGUUCAGCCCGGCAGGACGGACGACGGCCACCGCAGUUACGUCUCUCGCCAACCCGUUCGGUGCCGCCCUCGGCCAACUCAUAUCGCCGUUUUGGGCGAACAAACCCUCGGACAUCCCCAACAUGGUGCUGUACAUCAGCAUCAUCUCGUCGGUGGCGUGCGUGCCUGCGUUUUUCAUCCCCGCGAAACCACCAACACCGCCAUCGGCAAGCAGCACGCCGGACCACAUGGACAGAGCGUCGCUCACGCACGACCUGAGGGUGUUGUCCCGUAGUGUCGAGUUCUACCUCAUGUUCGUCCCAUUCAUCGUGUACGUGGGCUUCUUCAACGCCUUUUCCAGCCUGCUCAACCAAAUCCUCGAGCCGUACGGAUUCAGCGAAACGGACGCGGGUAUCGCCGGCGCCAUUCUCAUCGUCGUCGGUCUGGUAUGUGCCGCCAUAUCCGCGCCCAUCAUCGAUCGCUACAAGUUUUAUCUGUGGUACAUCCGGUGCGCCGUCCCCUUUGUAGCGAUCGGAUACCUAAUCAUCAUCUGGGCCCCGCAGUCGCAUUCGCUGGCCUAUGUCGACGUGGUGUGCGCCAUUCUAGGGGCGUCGAGUUUCGGUCUCGUCCCCGUCGUGCUCGAGUUCCUUGUCGAGACACACUACCCUCUCGGUCCCGAGUUGGGGAGCAGUCUGUGCUGGUGCGGUGGCCAAAUCCUGGGCGGCAUCUUCAUUGUCAUCAUGAAUGCGCUCAAGGACGACAGAGCUGCCAGUCCGCCGUCGAACAUGAAGCGUGCGUUGAUCUUUCAAGCCGUCUUUGCGGUCGCAGUGACGCCGCUGCCAAUGUGUCUCGGUCUGUUUGGACGCCACUCCAGUGUGCGGAGGCUGAGAUGGGAAGCGGACCGAAACGGCGACGGUCGUGCUGAGCACAUUGUCGUUGUCACGGACCGCACUGACCAGUAG